CCCUCUUUCCCCCGCUAUAUAUAACUUAUAAACACUCACCCAUACCCCAUAAUAAAUCUCUACUUACAACUGAAGAUCCACCACCACAACUGAAACUACAAGAUAUGGGCAACUACACUUCCUCUUGUUUCUUUGUUCAUUCAACCCUAAAAGCAAAGCUUGUCGAUGCUAAUGGAAACCUGAGGCAGGUCAACCUUCCCAUUAAAGCUGCCGAGGUCAUGCUUGAAGAACCAGGCCACGUCAUUUCUCCAGUGGACGGGCUCCUGAGAACUCGCCGUAUAUCGGCCAUGCGAGCUGACGAUGAACUUUUGGCAGGAAAACUUUACAUGUUUGUUCCUAUUAAUAGAGUCAACGGGAAAGUUACAGAGAAAGAUAUUUCGAUAAUAGAGGCUGCUUCUGGCAAAAAGAAAUCGUUACGCUUACGUAGGAGGAAGAGGAGCAACGCCAAGGUGUUACCCACUGUAACUGAAGAGGUGAGGGAAGAUAGAGAAGAAAGUGAUCAGGUUACUGUUUUGAGAGUGAAUGAUACGGGGUUCGCCAGUCAUCGAUUUAAGAAUCAAAAGCAGUGGAACCCAGUUUUGGAAGCCAUUUCUGAAGUCUACUGAAGAUUACAAGUUUUUCGUGGCUUUGACUCUGUGUUCGUCCAUGGAAUUUAUAACUUAAUUAUCAGAAUAUGCAACUAUGCAAGUGUACAUCAUGAUUAAUUCUUAAUGAACAAGCCUACGAAGCCCAAAGCUGGCCCAUUUUUUGGCCAUUGGACUUGAUAGAAAGCUUGAAGGUGGCCGAGGGCCUUAACCAAAACAUAACUGCACGGGCUUAUGGGCCUAAAAAGUGAUAUAUCAUAUUGUAUUUAAUAAAAGUUAAUCUUUCGUAUUUCACCA
Molecule: messenger RNA, 881 nt
Organism: Pistacia vera
Lineage: Eukaryota; Viridiplantae; Streptophyta; Magnoliopsida; Sapindales; Anacardiaceae
Exons: 1
Coding region: 105-605 (166 amino acids)
Source: RefSeq, a predicted model, not a curated record